Messenger RNA from Rodentolepis nana, 1689 nucleotides. NCBI's taxonomy places the organism in Eukaryota, Metazoa, Platyhelminthes, Cestoda, Cyclophyllidea, Hymenolepididae. The record is from the annotation of a GenBank genome assembly.
AUGCAGGCCUCUACUAGUGUAUCAUCAUCGGUUUCGGGUCGUGAUUCGCCACAAAAUCCUUCUAUUAAUGAAGAUGACCCUUUCUUUCGAAAAAUUGUAACUAUUCCAUCUAUAAGAAAAAUUAAAGUGGUGGUAGUGGAAGAUCAUAGCAUGGCGCUCCGCCAUAUUUAUAGAGCCAUAGGUAGCAAAAAGCUCCCUUCAAAGGGGGUCAAAUUGCUUCACUUUGAUGCUCAUCCAGAUUUAUGCAUCCCAAAUAUUUCUCCGUCUGUAAUAAUUGACGAGCCCUAUGGAAUGUUAAAGGAGCUCUCCAUAGAGAAUUGGAUUUUUCCAGCUGUCUUUUCAAAGUUUGUUGAUCAUGUUUUGUGGCUCCAUCCACCUUGGUCGAAACAAAUGACAAAUCGACGUACAACAGACUACGUUAUCGGUCGUCGCAAAACGACAGGUGAAUUAGCUGUAAAUGUUCCAGAACCCUACUUUUAUAAUGAGGGAAUUUAUGCUCAUCGGUGUGAUAUGGAAUCAGAGGUCCCUUUUUCCUUUACUGUCUGCACUAUCCACGGAGCGAGCACUUUGUGUAAUGCCUGUUCAGAUGUUACAAUGAGUCUCCUUAACGAGCCUUUUGUUUUGGAUGUCGACCUUGAUGCCUUUUCUACGAUGGAUCCCUUCCGAUCGUUCUACUCUCUCGAUCAAUUCGCCUUGAUUGAUAAGCUGUUCACUGCUCCUCGUCCCCCGCCACUACGUCUUCCAGAUAGAGGUCCUCGAGCCCCACCCCUUGGUACCACCUGUUCCACUUUCGAAGUAUUUGAAAGUGCUAGUCUCGCUGCCAAGGUGGUAAGUGAUCUACAUAGACAACGGCUCUCUGCCAUUCUACAAUGUAUGGAGAGCCUAACCAUUAGUGGGACGGUGGAGUUGUCGACAGCCCCAUCACUAGACAAAUUGGAUGCAUAUGAUAUUGGAGCUCUUACAUCGCUACUACUUUCGCUACCGAUUGAAACAUUCUCUCCUUCCACUUAUUUCAAUAUUCAAACUGCUCAUGCUUUCGCUAUUUCGGCAAUUCAGCAAACCAGCUUAGCAAAAUCAUCGGAGGAUCAAUUGCAAGUAUCAUCAGGGAAUGAUUCUCCUCAUGGAGGCAACAGUCCGGAGCCUCCAAAGGUAAAACAACAGAAAGUGGAUGUAUCUCGGGAUUGUUUAAAAUGGGCAUCCGAUUCUCGUUCCGAGACAGUUGAAAAUGAUCUCGAUUUGAUGAAACACUUCCAUGAUGUGUGGAAAAGUCUUGCGGAUAGAGAAAAUUACCCUCUUCCUCAUCAUGUGUCAACAGCGGAGGAGCAGUCAGAAUUAAUCGGGGGAUUAGAGAGUCUUCUAAACCGAAUGCACAAUCCAUUGCUUAUUACGGUAGCGCGUUCCUCAUUAGAUGGAUAUACUCCAACUGACCAAGUUUCAAGUAUACAAAUGCAGUUCUUUGAAGCUUUGCAUCGCAUAUAUGGUGUUGAACUACUUACGGUAGCACUUGACUAUGAAGGGGCAGCUAAAGAUGCGCAGGCUCUCAAGUCAAUGGGUUUCGAAAUUUCGGAGAUUCGAGGAGAAAUAUCCCGAUUUAGUUCUUUCAGUGUUAAUCCUGGAUCUCUUCUUCUGAGUCGAUGUGAAGCAUCGGGCGAUUACCGAUCCGAAUCGGAUACGCGUGAUAUAUCUUAA